CGCAGUGUCAGUGACUUCAACGCCCGGCUCAGUUUCUGGCUGUCGUUCUGUGACGUUAUACACCGCGUGCGCGUCCAAGUUUCCGUUACGCGGUGCAGUAAUAAAAUCAUCGUACGCACGUUUUUUUUUUUUUUUACGCUUACAAAACUUUGUCGACCGUUUUCAUACGGAUCGUUCUCCCUUUCGAUAACGGUAAAUCUUUCUUCCCGUCCAGGAUCGCACUUUCCAAAACAGUGUUCCGCGCGAAACGCAUUCGGGUCCGGUAGUUCACACACGGGUCCUUUCGUAGACGUUGCCUUGCUCGUACGCGGAACAUAAUAAUUUCAAUACUGUUUUUUAACGCGAUUUUUGUGCAAUGUGUUUGUGAAUGUGAGUGCAUAUAUUCUGCCCGGAAAUACGUGCAUAAAACGUUAACACCGGUGUGAUCGACACGAAAAUGUAAUUAACGUCACUUUGACGAUGAAGAGCGAUUUUAUAAUGCUUAUGACACUGCUGCUUGCUAUCACCAUCAUCGGUGUGGCGCGCGGCGAAUCGGACGAAGCAGUGCGAGUGGUGCGCAGGCGUCACCUGGACGAGGCCACGAAGACGGGUGAAUCGAACGAGAUCGAUGAUCGGCAUGCCGCCGGCAUGGCACUGACCCGGGCCAAAGAGUUCGAACCGACUGUGGUCUGCAAGGACGGGAACGAUUGCGGCGAAGAGAUGUCGCGAACGGUGUUGACCGCGGAGGCGGCGGCCGCGGCGUUCGACGAUUCAAAGCUGAUCAACGCGGCGGACAGGACCGCGGCGGCGGCGGCGCAGGACGAGGAUACGUCACAGUCGCAGUACUAUUAUGAGUACGUGGGGCCGACCAAAAGCGGUCCGGGGGAAGCCAGGAGGGCUUCGUCGCGUGGCAGAUCACUCGUACCGACGGAGCCCAGUAUUGCGGCGCAACGGCCGCACCAACAGCAGACGGAUGCGCCGUCGUCGAGGACAGCAGCAACGGCGGACACUCAGCAGACCCGUAAGGCGGGCGGCAAUAGCGACAUGGAAGACAUUCUGGACGGGUUCGUGAAGCUGCUCAACGGGCAACAGGGCCAGCCCGGUUACAGGCAGCCGAUCAAGACGCGCAUCAACAACCGUGGGCCGCCACGCAUAUCCGAAGCCACGGUCGUGCUGGAACCACCCGCGUUCGUGCCCAUGCCGCAGCACCAGCAGCACCAGCAGCAGCAACAGAACAAACCCAAAGACCCGCCACCGUAUCCGUUCGACGUGCCGCAGCCCGUCCGGCCGCUGCCGCCCCAGCCGCCCAACCUUAUCAAACCGUUCCUGACGGGCGUGCCGCUUCCCGAGCAGCUCGUGCCCACCAACGACGGAGGCGCCGAACUCGGACCACCGACCCUGUACGACGAUCAGCAGGCGCAUUCCACCGCGCCGUCCAAGCGGCCCAUGCACCACCAGACGGCGUCGGUCAAGCCGCAACAGGAAUACAAUCUGUUCGCCGUCGACCGGGACCCGGGCACGACCGAAAAGUUCACGGUGCCGUCUUCGUCCCAGUGGCCGCAGUCCGAGAGGACGACGGAAAAACCGACGGACAAACCGACCAACCUGACUGACAGGCCUACGACGGAUGGAUCGCCUACGACGGAGAAACCGAACGUCAAGGCAGAAUCGUCUUCACCGCUGCCGCCAUCGUCGUCGCCGCCACCGCUGACACCGCAGCAACAGACCACCGCCGACAUCAACGCGACCCGAGUGAUCGGCGUGCAAGUAUCCAAGAUCGUCGAUCAUCUGACGUCGCCGGUGCCCGCGUCGCCGGUGUUCGUCAAGGAGCCCGAGACCGCGGCCGCACCGACCACGACCUCCGCCCCGGCACCGGUGACUGCGACGCCCGCGCGCCCGGAGACGACCUUGGCCGGCGAGCAGAUCACGGGCGUGGGCUCGGCCGUCGUCGUACUCGAGCCGUCCACCUCGGAGGAACCGCACCGCGAGGACGUUCACAAGCCAACCGACAGCAAGCUGACCGGCAAACCGACGGCGCCCGUCAAAAAAACCCCGCAACAAUCUGAAGGGUUCCCGUAUUAUUCGCGUCCCGGCAUCGUUUUGGACGAUCCGGAAUUCAAACCACACAUGGGUGGCCAAAGACGUCCCAUUCAAGUGCAGGUGCCCAGUCAAGGAGACGUAUUUGACAUAAUGGUGUCGGCCAUCCAAGGACCUGGAGAUAAGCCGGCACUGCUCACCCCCGAAGAUAUAUCACCGUCAGGCGUAGGCAAAGGAGAAGUGUCGGUGAUAACGUCGGCAGAACCGAACCAGCAGUUCGUAUCCAUCGACGGCAAACGCACGUACAUAAAUCUGUUCGGUUCGGCGGAACCGACUGCGGUGGCGCCUCCGUCCAUAAAGCCGACCAGCGCAGCUUCCGGAUCGUAUUCAGUGAGUCAGGUGUUACAACCGCACGGUGGUUCCAACCCUCCAGGGCCGCUGCCCAGCAACACUAAACCAACAGUCCCGGCUUGGAAACGACCCACACACCCACCGGUCAGAAUCGACACUUGCAUCGUGGGUGACGACACGACCUGCGACGCGGCCCAACAUGAGAGAUGUCGCACCGAGCUCGGCGUGUCUUCGUGUCUGUGCAGGCCCGGCUACAGCCGUCGAAAACACCGAGACCCAUGCCACAGGAUCGUAUCUAUUGUUUUUUCAUUACGUGUCGAUCGCAUGUACGACAACAAGAUCACGUGGACAGAUAAAUACAAGGAUUCCGAGAGCCAAGAGUACCAACAACUUGAACACGAAGCAGUUAGAGCGAUUGAUUCGGCGUUCUCGAUGACACCGUUCUCGGACACAUUCGUCGGCGCCAAGAUCAACAACGUUUACACGUCCAAGACCACACCAGGCACGCCGGUCAUGGUGAACGCUACGGUGCAGCUGACGGAGAACGCGGAGCACCUGCGCUCGUCCGUCAAACAGGACGUCCAAAAGCAACUGACGGGCGCGCUGCAAAGGCGCAACAACAAUGUGGGCACCAGCGGCCUUUGGGUGGACUCGCCGGCCGGUGCCAUAUCGCAACUGCACGAUCUGGACGAGUGCAGCAGCGCGGAACUGAACGACUGUCAUCCGCUCGGCAAGUGCACGAACGUGUUCGGCACGUUCCAGUGCGCGUGCCCGGACGGCUACAGGGACCCGUGGAUCGGAAACACGCAGCGCAGCGGCCGAACGUGCGAGACCUGCGACCCGGGCCAGUGCAACCUACGCGGCGAGUGCUUCUUCCAGGCCGGGCAGCCGGUGUGCAAGUGUUCCGGAUCGUUCUACGGGGCGCAGUGCGAGAUCGACGGCGAAGUGCUGAGCGUCGCGGUCGGCUCGUCGGUGGCGGCCAUCUCGAUCAUCGUGCUGACGCUGGUGUGCCUGUGCGCGUGGAGUCGCCGGUGGAACAAGGAGCAGAAGGUCGGCUCGCCGGUGUUCGGGUACAUGCCGACGGGCGGCAGCACGGUGAAAACGCCCGUGAUCGGCGGCCCGCCAUACCAGGUGUCCAUCGAGGACCGCAUGCGAUGGGCGCAGAUCGCCGACGCCAUGGCGCACGCCAACCAUUACGCGCCCGAGCCGGGAAACGGCACGAUGCGGUCAAACAUGUUCGGGUACGCGGGCGCGCCGAUGCCGUUGCCCAGGCUCCGGCCGCCGGGCACAAGCACGAUUUCGCACGCUUUCCGCACGCCCGAAUCGAGCACCAGCGAGGAAGAGGACCGGACCGACCUGCUGGGCCGGAGUUUCCAGACUUCGUCCAGACCGAAGAGCAGAUCGUCACUAGCGAAUCAAAGCGGAAUUUACUACGACGUGGAUUACGAACAACAGCAGCAGGGCGAAAUGACGUUCUCGCCCGGUUGCAUUCCGCUGAGCACGUACACGAUAGGCAGCCGCUCAAACUACUACAGAUGAUCGUGCGCGCAGUGACGGUGUGGCCCGAGAGUAUCGCGACGGCGGUAGUAAUAAUAUUAAUAUAACAAUAAUGUAAUACACACGUUAAUAUGUAAGCAAGACAGACUGAGGACAAAACGUUUAUGAUUUAUAAUGAUAAUGAUAUAUUUAUAAAACACUAGUGUAUAAUAUUUUUGUACGCUGUAUCGUCGUAUGCCAUUGUAAACGGAAUUAAAAAAAUUCGAAUUCAUAUUGUAUCGCACUUAUUAAAGAUGUACGCACGUGCAAAUUACUUUAUUGUGCGGCAACACCUACUAAAUAACGAACACCACGCGGGGCCACGUUCCUUUGUACACGCAUUGUAAAAAUUAAAAAGACCCGUACGAUCGUUUUAUAGAUCAUAUAAUACGAAAUAACGUCAACGUGUGUACGAAACGUUUUCGAUUCGUCGGACUCUGUACACAUAUAAUAUACUACGAUACGAUUUCGGCGUGACGUCACUGACUCUUUUCGUACACACUUGGUGAUGUCACUCCGAGAAUAUUAUAAUGCAUUGAUUCUGAACGAUAAAAACAAUAAAAAUAAUAACUAUGUUCUAUUACUCCACGAGGGGACAUUACGUAAAUGUUUAUUGUAUUAUGAUGUGCGUUUUUUUUUUUUUACAUUAGUCAAUAAAAUUGUAUUUUUUAUGUUUUUUUUUUCUGUACGUUUAAAUAUACAUAAUGUACACGAAUACUCAAAAAAGUGUCAGAAAGAUCUACUUACAACCACGCUCCACGCGCGCGUGUUAUAAUAUUACCUCUACUAGGGACUAACUAUGAUACACUACGGUUCCGAAAAAACCGAUUCUGCCGGUUUUUCUUCGUAAAUCGCCGCUGGUUUCAAAAAAAAAUAAAUAAAUAAAAUAAAAAUUAAUAAUUGUAAUACACGCGUGUAGGUAACGUUUAUUACAAAUAUUAUGAUACAUUGCAAUAACAUUUGUAGUCUUAAACACUUAAGUCGAGUGCCAUGAAUGCAGUUUGCACACACAUUCAACAAUGAUUUAUUAAAAUAUUAAGUUCGCGAAUUCAAUAUAUUUUUUCUUACAAUAUAUAAUAUGUAUAAAAAAUACACAUAGUACUAAAUAUAUUAAGCUGCGCGACCAUAGGCAGAAAUCGUGUGAGAUAUAAGACGGAGGGGUCUAAGGAAUUGAUAUUAAACUGAACGUAGGGCCAUUUCUCGCUCGACCCCAAGGUUACCGUAACUUUGUAACAAGAUAUUUUAACUCAUAAUUCCUUCAUCUUAUUCCGUAUUUAUUUUUUUCCUGCAAUAUAAGUACAAUGAUAUAAUCAUGAUAAAUUAAAGUAUUAAUAAAUAUUGAUUAAUAUCGUGAUAACGGUGAUUUCCCAUGAUUUUUUUGAUUUUAUUUUUUUUUAAUUGAACUAGAAUAAUUAAAAAACCUUUUAUUAUAUUGUACUAUCUUAUUUCUGUAUUAUUUACUAUAUUGUAUAGGUUUAGUGUUCUGUAAAUUUGUUUCAAUCUAAGUACAAUAUUGUUUCAAAGGUUUUGCUCGGCUUCAACAAUUUGUUUUCGAUCUGCGCCUAUGUAUAGGACUAAUAGGUAUAUCCAGUGGCGUCGUACCUUUUUUUAUAUCACUGGGGUAAACCCUACUUAUGGGUACCCACCUACUCACCCAAAAAUCAUAAAUAGCAAGUAUUGUAUACCUGUGAGCAACGAGUAUUUACUACACAUCUAGUAAUUACAUAACAUUAUAGAAUAUUUUACCGUACAAUAAUAUAUCUAGCACUCAUUAAGUCUAACCACCUACCCACCACCUAAAAAAUUUCUGGGGUAUUUACCCCACUUGCCAUACGUUUUAGGCGCCACUGGGUAUAUCUGUAUGUAUUAUACACCUCCGAUAUCAUACAUAUUAUUUUGUCAAAGUGAUAAUAUUUCGAUGAGAUUUACGAGCGUGUACAGUAUAUUUAGUGCAGUAGAUCUUUCUGGUACUUAAUAUAUAAUAAACAAAUAUGUAUUUUUUUAUCCUCAAUUAUAUGAUAUCACAGUAGUAUUAUAAUAUGAUGUUAUAGUGUUAAGUUUGAUCCAUUGUACAUUUCUAAAUUAUAAAACUAUUUAAGAUA
Messenger RNA from Sipha flava (yellow sugarcane aphid), 6005 nucleotides. It is a transcript of the gene pwn, whose product is annotated as mediator of DNA damage checkpoint protein 1. Gene Ontology annotation, molecular function: calcium ion binding. The transcript has 11 exons. The coding region runs from base 460 to 3906 and encodes 1148 amino acids. The record is from RefSeq and is a predicted model, not a curated record. Lineage: Eukaryota; Metazoa; Arthropoda; Insecta; Hemiptera; Aphididae.